AUGAUAUGGCUGCUUUUUUUAAUCAUUACUAUUAGUAUAAAUAAUGAAUUUUUAUUUGGUUGCUCAAGCUCUGCUUUUAAAUCAGGAUACUCAGUUUUGAAACCAAAAACAGACAAUAGAAAUUAUAAAAACGUUAAUUUAAGAAAUGGAAUCACUGCAUUGUUGAUAGAAGACCAAUUUUCAGAAAGUGCAGGUUUCACUGUAGGAAUAAAAGCUGGAUCUUUCAAUGAUCCCAUUUAUGCCUUAGGUUUAUUUCAUUUAAUAGAACAUGUACUUUUUUUGGGAACAAAAAAAUAUCCUGCUCCUGAAAGUUAUGAUGAAUUUAUGGCUCAGCAUGGUGGAAAAAACAAUGCAUAUACUGCAGAAGAAAGAACAAUUUACUUCAAUGAAAUUGUGGAAGAACACCUAGAAGAAGGGUUAGAUCAUUUUUCACAAUUUUUUAUUGAACCGUUAUUUUAUGAAAGUAUUGUUAAUCAAGAAAUUCAUAUAGUAAAUUCAGAACAUUUGAAAAAUAUUCCUAAUGAUCUUGAUCGACUAUUUUAUACAUUAAAGUCAUACAUGUACAGGCCAAUGUCACAAUUUACAACAGGAAAUAUUGAAACAUUGAUUGAUAUUCCAAAGGCAUUAGGAAUAUCGAUCCCAAAACAAAUUAAACAAAUUUAUAAAAAGUAUUAUUGCGGAAAAAAUAUGUUUAUUGUUAUAUCUUCCAAGAGAAGUAUAAUCGAACAAGAAAAACUUGUAGAAAAAUACUUUUCGGGAGUUUUACCCGAUAAUAAUGGGGAAUGCGAAUUCAAUUCAAAAAAAAUAAAACAUGGGCCUCCAAAUAAACCAAUAAUUAAUGAGAGAUAUUUGGGUAAAAAGAUUCAUAUAAAAUCUGUGAGUGGACACAAUUUACUAUGGCUAAUUUGGUCAUUUCCAAUAGAUUUAAUUUCUUCAGCUAAGCAACCAUUGUUAUACUUGUCAUAUGUUCUGAAUUCUAAACAUAAAAAUUCACUAUUCUGGAUGUUACAAAAAAAUAAUUACAUUACAAAUUCAAACUCCUUCUAUGAAAAUUACAGUUUUGGUAGUAUUUUUAUCUAUCAAUUGGAACUAACAUCAGAAGGAUCAAAGAAUGAGGUUGAAAUAAUUGGGUUAAUAUAUAAGUUCAUUAACAAACUAAAGAAAAGUAAAGAAUUACUGGAGAUUUAUCAAGGUAUUAAAUUACUAACAGAAAGAGAGUUUGUCACGAACACAGAAAUGGUUGAAAAGUCGCCUAUGUAUACUACAUCAGAAAUUUGCUCUAGGAUGAUUCAAUAUGGAAUUCAUGCGGCAUUAAGCGGAGAUAUUCUAAUCGAGGAUAUCGAUAAGAAUUUAAUUUCUGAGAUACUGAAUACCAUUUCGCCGUUUAAUACACUAUUUUUGUCAAGUGAUGAACGGGAAUUUUUAGGAGUAGAAGAUAAAAUUUUUCAUGUGAUGCACACUAUUGAAGAAAUUCCUCUGAAAACAUUGAAUGAUUGGAAAUAUGCAAAAUAUAACGAAGAGCAAGAAAAUGAAAUAAAAUUACCAAUUCCGGAAAAGUGCUCACCUAUCAAUUUAAGAAUUAUUCAAGAAAAAGAAUAUCUCUCAUAUCCACAAAAGUUGGAUUCUGCAUUAGCUAAUAUAUGGUGGCAUGGACCUGUGAAAAAAAGCCAUAAAAUUGGAAUAAAAAUACUUUUAAAGUUUCCAAGGAGAUAUUAUAAAGGAAUCGAAACACAAUUUUGGGGAGAAAUAAUUACAUAUAUUUUAAACACUUUGAUUGAAGAAAAAAUGGAAAGGUACAACGAAUGUGGAAUUUCAUUUUAUAUGGAGUGGGAUGUAGAGGGAAUCAUAAUAAAUAUUGAUCUAUUUGGAUAUUCAAAUGAUAUAGAUACACUUUUAAAUGAAUUAGUCGCACCCGAAAUUGCAAAUAUUUCCAAUUUUGAUUGUGACGUAUUGAAUGAAAUUAUUCAUGAAUUAAAUAAUUCUAAAUCAGGGUUUAAGUCCGGACAGGAUACAACUAUUUCCAAAAUCAUGUUAAUAAUUAAAUCUUUGCAAACUAGUGGCGAAUAUACAGAGUGGGAAUAUAGAGACUUUAUAAAUAAAAUGUUUAUUGAAAUUAAAAAUAAUGAACACAAUUUGAAUGAUAAUAAAAAUUUUUUGGUUUCAUUUAUAUAUGAAUACACACACAAAAUUCGGAAUUCAAACUCAAAUGAACACAAUAUAUGUGAAUUGUUUAAAAACUGGUCAUACAAACUACUACAUAGACAAUCAAUUAUUGCAUAUUUGCAAGGAAACAUCUCCAAGAAUAAAUCUUCGUAUUUAAUUGAGAAAUUUAUACUAAAUAGCAAAAUAUUACCACUUAAUAAUAAGUAUUCAAUGAAAAAGAAAAUACACAAACUUGUCAAGCCGAUUGAUAUUACGGUGAUAAAUCCAGUUAUUGAAGAUAUUAACAACAGUGUACUUACGUUUUAUCAGUUUGGAAUUCCAUCUUUUGAAGAAAAACUACACUUAAUGGCAUUACAACCAAUUGUAAAUGGGUAUAUAUAUGACAAUUUAAGGACAAGCAAACAAUUAGGAUACAUUGUUUUUGCAAAUAUUGUACCUAUAAGUAUUACUUGGUCGCUGGUUGUGGGAGUAGAGGGAGAUAACAGCAAUUCCGUUGAAACAAUUGAGAUGAAUAUACAAAAUACAUUGUACGAGUUUUCAAUUCAAAAACUAGGUAAUAUGGGCAACAAAAUGUUUGAAGAUAUAAAAAUUACAUUAAUACAAGAAUUGAAAUCAAUAGAAAAUUCAUUUAAUCUAAGUCUUAGCCACUACUGGGAUGAAAUUCGUUAUUUUGGGGGGUUUUCAGAAGGUUUUAAUUUACAAAAAGCAAUUGAUUAUAUCAAUGAUAAUAUGACAAUUGAACACCUUUAUAAUACAUUCCGUAAACUAAUCAAUUCAGGUGAACGCUUAAGAUCGCCCUCAACAAUAAAGGCAGCUUAUUACCCCAAAACUUCAAAAUAUUUUAAACAAGAAUUUAUUGAUAGAUAUAUGGUGGAUGCGUUGAGUAUGGCUCGUAGGUCGUUGAAAAAAGACGAUUUCUAUUAA
Cryptosporidium ubiquitum is the source of this 3087-nucleotide messenger RNA. Its product is annotated as secreted insulinase-like peptidase. The transcript has a single exon. The coding region runs from base 1 to 3087 and encodes 1028 amino acids. The record is from RefSeq and is a predicted model, not a curated record. NCBI's taxonomy places the organism in Eukaryota, Apicomplexa, Conoidasida, Eucoccidiorida, Cryptosporidiidae. Gene Ontology annotation, molecular function: metal ion binding.